AAUAUUUACAACUGAUAGUGUACAAGCACUAUACUUCCUUGGUGCGCAAUAGUGAAAACCUGUAUUAACGUUUCCCUGUAUCCGAGUGAAAAUGGAUAAAACCAAACAACAGGAUGUAACAGAAAGAAGUGACAAUUGUGUGACUAUUCUUCAGUUACUGUUGUUAGUACUCAAUAUUUUGUUGAUAGUUGCAAUUUUUGCAGUUUCGGUUUCAUGGACUGCAUUAAGAAACGGGCCAAUAAAGGAUAUGAUACCUGCCCCUAAUGUUGACCGUUCAUUGUGUGUUAAAACAGACCAAACAAAACAAUGCGAUAGAAUAAAGCCAGAAAAAUAUAUUGCAGACGAAAUUGAUAAGAACAUGAGAAAACUUCAAAUGCAAUAUAUGGCAGAAAAACUUAAUUAUGCUAACGUUGUUUGUCGGAAAACUGCGCCAUCUGUAUACUUAUUCCGCGGCAUAAAUAAAAGUGCUGAACCUAGUGGCAGUAUCAGAUGGAAUCAAAACACAGAAAUCAAUAAAACAGGAAAUAGUUCGCUAAGUUAUGAUCCUACAAAUGGUACAUUUACAAUAAUGAAAGACAGGAUGUAUUUUAUUUAUAGCCAGAUCACAGAAAUGGCUGAAAAUCGAAUGCACAAUGGCACAGCACUUCAAAUUUUUCUCCUAGGGAGUAAUGGAAAAUCGCAGCCAAUACUUGAAAGCGAUUCUGCCCAAUGUAUAAUGAUAAGUGCCGCUGGAAAGCGAGCUCAUUAUGUAGGGUCUGCAUAUUCUUUGAAAGAAGGGGAUGUUUUAUAUGCGGUUCAUUCACAUCCACAACAUAUCGUAAAUAGUCAUGACACGUUCAUGGGUAUAAGGGAAUUGUGGUGAAGCAUAUAACCAUUGAGUUUGGUGCUGAUUCCCAUGAGGAGCGUCCCCCGUUCUUUUAUUCCACCAAUCAGAACUUAUUUAGGCGCUUCAUAUAGAUAAACGGUCGGGUAGAAGGCGGAAGUAUGACGUUAGUCGAGUCAUCUAUCUUAAUCAACCUGAUCAAUUGAUCCAAUGAAUGCUGGUUCUUUUCCAUCUAAUAUAUUUCCAUGAUCAUAUCGAUGGUGUGAUUUGUAGAUAUCAUGUAUAUGUUUGCAAUAUUUGAAGGAUUCAUAUUUGAUAACAAAAUCGAUUUGACAAUUCACAAUGCACUAGCUUAUUAUUAUUGUCACAGUUGUUUUAACGCUAUUUGAUUUUUUCGGCUUCAAAUAAUAUGUUCUGUUUGCGGUAUAGACAGUAUUUGCUCGUGCUUAUACACUUCGUUAUUUGUAGUUCUUCACAGUUCAUUAUUGUGAUGAAUCUAAAAGGAAAAAGUCACAUUCAUUAUAAAAUAUGGAGGAGAAAUUCUGGUUUUCCAUUGGACAAGAAGAUUUUAGCAGAUGCAGUUGUCUCUCGUUAUUUCAAAAUAAUUUAUCUCAAAAUUCCUCUUCAUUAUUUGUGUCAGUCCGCUAAUAUUGAGAUAACGAGUGUCAACAUAAUGUAAUGAUACCCGUGGUGCUCUCUGAACAUUUUAAUUAUAACUCAUCAAAGGUUAAAAGCCUAAUCGAAGUCUAAGGUUUAAUAUAUUAUUAUCAUGUGAUAUUAUUGUGUAUAAUGUGUUGUUGUCGUGUAGAAUUGUGCAGACAUGAUCUAAUCUUCUAAAUUUCAUGUUGUUCACUAGGGAAUGAAGGUAGCUUCCUCUUUAAACCGUAUUUAUAUGUUAAGUAUUUCAAUCCUGUUAAAAGAGAAAAUUCUCUUAUAAAAAUUUGAAAACAAUUCAACUGUCAUUUCUAUAAGUCAAGCACCUGCAUGUAAUUGUCCACAUUUCGAAUAGAUCCACCGUCGAAAGAUCCUUUACAUCUUCAUGGUGACGGUGAUUUGUGUCUAUUUCUUCGUUUCCAAUACAUCACUAAAUUUGUUUUUAAAUGUCAGAAGUCAAGAGCGAAUAAUUGUAUUACCUUAUUGGGAGGAAAGCACAUGCAUUUGUAAAUUAUAAGCACACAUUUAGAAAACCUCAUGCAUGAACUAAUAUUGGUCUGUUUCAUAUGAUCUCACACAAAUUCAUACUUUCGCAUCAAAGCUGAGUGUUUUUUUAUUAGGGAACGAAAAAGAAUUUGGUGUCAAACCUUAUUCGGAAAAAUUAAGAAGUCUUAUGUUUUGCGAUGGAAAACCUUAAUAUCAUUUUUGUAAUAAUUUGAAAAAACAAUUAUCACCACAUUAUUAUGUACUGUAUAAGCUGUGAGAUUUUCAAUAGAAAUCCACUGGUUGAGUAGAAGUUGUAGAUAGGCCACUGGAGGUUGGACGGCAGGACACUCCCUUUCAAUAUAUUAUAUAGUUGUGGAUGGGUGCGUCGUACGGACAUCACAUAUCAUUACUUACCCACUAGAUAUCUAUGGUUUGUAUACAAAAUGAAAUUGAUAUGUAAAUUAUACAUGUACCUGGUUUUAUGUGUUGUACUCUUAGAUAGUAAACAUUUAUUUUUCAG
Mytilus californianus (California mussel) is the source of this 2483-nucleotide messenger RNA. RefSeq lists its product as uncharacterized. Gene Ontology annotation, cellular component: membrane. The coding region runs from base 92 to 862 and encodes 256 amino acids. The record is from RefSeq and is a predicted model, not a curated record. Gene Ontology annotation, molecular function: tumor necrosis factor receptor binding. The transcript has 4 exons. NCBI's taxonomy places the organism in Eukaryota, Metazoa, Mollusca, Bivalvia, Mytilida, Mytilidae. Gene Ontology annotation, biological process: immune response.